Messenger RNA from Mercenaria mercenaria, 4654 nucleotides. RefSeq lists its product as uncharacterized. Gene Ontology annotation, cellular component: signaling receptor complex. Gene Ontology annotation, biological process: cell surface receptor protein tyrosine kinase signaling pathway; positive regulation of kinase activity; multicellular organism development. The transcript is spliced from 25 exons. Gene Ontology annotation, molecular function: protein binding; ATP binding; transmembrane receptor protein tyrosine kinase activity. NCBI's taxonomy places the organism in Eukaryota, Metazoa, Mollusca, Bivalvia, Venerida, Veneridae. Bases 75 to 3821 code for a protein of 1248 amino acids. The record is from RefSeq and is a predicted model, not a curated record.
UAUGAAACACUGUAUUUAAGGAGACAUUCUGACUAAGCAGUAAAAGGUGUAUUGGACUCUCAUAGUUGUGACAGAUGAUGGUUCUUUUUCACAUUAUACUUUUCUUUACGGUAGUAAAGAUAGACAAAACUUUAGGAAAUUAUUGCAAUUAUUCCCAAACACGAUAUGUGCGGACAUACAAGCAUUGUGGAUUAUGGAGCUGGGGUAGAUGUAACACAUACAGACCCUAUCAACAUUAUUACCAGGCUUGUUGUAGCGGCUGGAUGGGUCACCAGUGUUCGACACCCAUAUGCAGCAAUCCCUGUGCGAAUGGUGGAUCUUGCAUUGGUCCUGAACGUUGCAAAUGUCCGUCCGCAUUAUCAGGAGAACAAUGUACAACAAAGGUAUGCUCACACGUUGCCCCAUGUUACCCUGGAACAUGUAGCUACCCACAUCACUGCAACUGUUUUAAUGGUUUUAGUGAUUCAGGCAGGGGUUGCCUUUCAUUUUCACGUGCAAACAACCCUCCCGACAUAACCGAAUGUGAGAUAACAUUAGCAAAAAUGCGAAGAACCGAUCAGAGACAACAGUUCAAUUACAGCAUGCCUUGUUCAGAUGGUCAAGGAACAGAUACAGUUUGGUGUAAUCAGCAAUUAUUUAACUAUGCAAAGUUUUCUAUGAAAUCUAAAUACUCAUCGAUACCAAACUUGCCACCAGCGCCGUCGUAUAUUUCUUCUUACGGCUUUGGGAUAGUUUAUAAUGGAAUUCAUGUCCAGCAUACUAAAUUUCCUAGGCCUGACGAUAACAACCGACGACAUGUUGCUUUCAAUAUAACCUACACUUGCAACGAAAUAUCCGACAGGUCACCAGCGACAAGUAUUGUCCCAUGUAACAAAAUUGAAGAAAAUUACAAGAUUAAUAUUGAACAUGGCGACUUCUUUACCGUGACAUAUUCUACUAAGAGCGGUGGCUACCGGCAGUUAUAUAACAGGGAUACAGGUAGGGAUUACUCAAGGCAGAUAUACAACGGACAAACCACCAGCAAAACUAUUGAGUUCAAGUUUGAUUUCAUAGCACCGACCCAUUGUUCUGAGCCUCAUUCCCGAAUUAAAUGUAAUAACGGAGAUAAACCGAUCGAUGUUGGAGAUGACAUAACAGAGAAUCCGAUUCAACUUCGUUGGGAUGGCUGGUCGGACACAUUGUCCGGAAUUGCUUACUACUACCUUGAGAUCUUCAAACUGGAACCAAAUAUCAAUGGCUACCUUACAGAACUUGAGCCAUUAAAACCUAUAUAUUCACUUAAGACGAAUAAAACAUCCUCUAUAAAUUUUCCGACAUAUUACCCUCCACAAACUGGAAUGUAUUCAAUUCUACUGCAAGCAUCAGACAAGGCGAACAAUUCAAAGAUUGCUCGGCGGUUGGUUCUAUAUGACAAUGAUUCGAUGAUAACACUGACAAAACCCGGCUUUAUUUCGGAUAAGCCUAUGAAUGUGUCAGAAAUGUCAUUAGGUGAUGGUGGUAUGCACAUUACAAGUGCAAUACCGGAAACUGGUUACAUGUGGCAGACCUCUAAAAAUGGAACGAAAACCCGCAUCGUAUUGAACUGGGAAAAUCACUUCGUCAACAAGAUAUAUGAGGAUGAAAAGUUGUUAAAUAAGGUUUUGAAUUACCCCACACAAUUUGCAGAUCUGCAAGAUGAUGGUAUUCUUAGAAGUAAAAAGUAUGUUAAAUUACCGGAUAAUGAAGGAGCAAGAACUCUCAAUGCUAUUCCAAACAAACAUGGUAUUGUCAAAUUUGAAAUCAAUCGAGUCCUCGGAGACGAUAGGGAGGUCCCAAAAACAGGAUGGAUAACUCAUGAUUUGACGGAAAAGUAUGAAUUAACAGAAACACUAGACGAUGGAAGUCAUAUUCGAUUUUGGGUACGAGCUACUGACAUAAUGAAUCAUACUUUAGCAGAUUACACAGAAGUGCACAUUGACAACACACCACCUAGGGUAGCUGACGAAAACCUAAAAGAAAAUAUUGCAAAUAGAACAUACACGCACACAUCAAGGAUAACUUUUAAGGCGUCAGAUGGCGACAGUGGUGUACACCGCAUAGACUACGCGUUAUUUGUCGAAAACCGUACAGAUGAACAAGGAAGCGGGAAAAUUCCAGCAAAUUAUAGAAAAAAUGCAUCUGUAGCUUGCAACUCUGACCCCUCUUGUCACUGUGUAAUGGAAACCUGUUUUCUCGUACCUCAGACGCUGGAUAUUGAUAAUUGCUGGUUUCUCGUGCCAAAGGAAGAUUUGAAUAAAUCUGCAAGAAUCGACGUCAUAGUCUAUAACCAGGCCCUCCUUUAUCAGGCAUUCUCAGUAAAUAUAAACCGAUUAACAGAUUUAAAUGGUCUGGAGGAAUAUUCUGGUCCGUCAAAUAUUCGUGUGGAAAAGAAUCUUGCUUCAGGCGUACGGCUUGUUUGGGAUUUACCUAAAACUGCAUCCUGCUACGGAAGAGCUGAUAUUGGUGUCAUCUUGAUGAAUUCGGAUGGAAGCGUUAGAGUUGUAAAGGUUUAUAACGAAGGAAACUCAAUUGAUCUGGUUGGACUUGAACCGGAUAAAGAGUACAGUAUUUCAUUGAAACUCGGAUAUAAGGGCACAGAAUUGGCAGCGCUUCCUUAUACAUUUAAAACUGGUAAAUGUAUGAUAUUUGUACUAUCAUAUCAUGUAAUAUCAUCAUUAUUUGUUUCUUUAAUUGCAGCUCCAAAGGAAAACUAUAUCUCAGGUGUUGUCAUAGCAGGAAUUAUUGCCAGUGUGUUGGUGAUAAUCGGUAUACUCAUCGCAAUAUUUGUAAUACUAUUAAAGAGAGGUCAUAUGAAGCCUGUUCAAAGAGGGUUGGCAGCGAUGUCCGUAAAAUAUCGCAAAUCUAUGGCUGUAGUAAGGACGAUGGCAACAUAUAAUGAUUAUGUAACAGGGAACAGUAAUGCAGACUCAUUGUAUAUGUAUGGGGAGAUGGAUUUCAAAGACAUUCAAAACUGGCAAAUGGGACGAGAUGACGUCAUUUUUAGGAGUUUACUGAAAUCUGGCAAUUUUGCCGACAUUCAUCUUGCAAAAUUAAGAUCAUCAAACAGGACAGUGGUAGCGAAAACUCUUAAACAGAAUCACUCCGAACAAGAUAAAUUUCUGAUGAAGGCGAAGAUCAAUUAUAAUUCCACUGAGGUUGGACAGAAUGAAAAUGUACUUCGCUUUAUUGGUGCAGUCAUCUCUGAAACAGAAAUUGGGCCAUUUAUAAUCUACGAAUAUUGUGCGAAUGGACAAAUGCGUGACUAUCUGGAGACUAUGAAGAAUAAUCUUACUGUUGAGACACUAGAGCAGCAACUCAAAUUUGGACUUGGAGUGGCACGUGGGAUGGAUUAUCUUGCACAAAGGAAAAUUGUACACCGGCGUCUAGCUGCCCGGAACGUGCUGCUUGAUUCUGAUCUUACAACGAAGGUCACCGGAUUCGGUCCUCAAUCCGCCAAAAAGAAUGGUGACUUUGGAAACACAAAGAAAAUGGAGGGGGUUCAUUUGAAGUGGAUGGCACCUGAGUGCCUGAAGUUUACAGCUGGUGCCACAGAAGAAAGUGACGUAUGGUCAUUUGGUGUUGUGUUAUGGGAAAUAUUCUCUUUCGGUGAAAGUCCGUAUGGCACUAUAAGAGGUCGGGAACUCCAAGCAAAGCUAAAAGGUGGCUAUAGACUACCAAAACCAGAACAAUGUGAUGACAAAUGGUAUGGUGUUAUGAAGCAGGCUUGGUCGGAAGAUCCGAAGAAUAGACCUAGCUUCAAAGAGAUAAGGAAUACACUAGAUAUUCGUGACGGCACCCACUGACAAUUGCUAUUACAGUAACUACAGAAAGUAGAUACAACCGGUCUAUGCUAUAUGCUUAACGUAGUGAUUUACAACAAUAGAGUAAAAUAAUGAAAGAAAAACUUAUUUUCUUCGGCUGUUUCUUUUAUAAACUUUUACUGUUUUGUGAAAUAAGCAUGACUAAUAUUCCUUUAGUAUGUGUUUCUUUAGCGGAAUCAUUUGAUUUGAUUUGAUGUUGAAAGUAACAAUGUUUCAGAGAGUUAUAAUGAAUCAUGGUGAACAUAUUUUAUACAAUACGUGUUUUUGCCUUUUUUAUAUGAAAAGUCAUAUAUUGUUAACAGCCAGACUCUUGAGCAGAUAUUGUAUAAUUACUUUGGUAUUGAUUCACUUCACCCUCGUUGCAAAUCCAGUUUCCUUUCUUUUUAGACUGUUUGUGCUAUUUAUUAUAUUCCUGAUUGUAAGCAAUAUUCUCGCUUUAAACAUGUUCAACAAUAUCUAUUACAAAUAUCUUAUACUUCAAAUUCUUAUAUAUUCCCUAGCAGUUGACCAGUGGAAACAAACAACAUAUAGUUUUUAAAUAUUUGAUUUAUUAAGUAAUUGUUUUGUAUUCAUGACCAGAAAGUUAGAAUACUGGGGAAUAUACUUCUUUUAGAAAAUUGCAAUUCCCAUGAAUUAUAACGUUGGUCAAAUCACCCUUUGGAAUUUAAAGACUAACUCUUUUAAAUGACAUUAAAUUUUUUAUAUUUAGUUUUUCAAAGUUAACAUUGCAAAGGGCUCAUGCUUUUACUACAUAUAACUUUGUAAAACUAUAACGCCAUCAUGGUUAUUGCAUAGAAUUAUAUUUGAAGACCAUU